Saprolegnia parasitica CBS 223.65 is the source of this 747-nucleotide messenger RNA. RefSeq lists its product as hypothetical. The record is from RefSeq and is a predicted model, not a curated record. Lineage: Eukaryota; Oomycota; Saprolegniomycetes; Saprolegniales; Saprolegniaceae. The coding region runs from base 1 to 747 and encodes 248 amino acids. The transcript is spliced from 3 exons.
AUGGCCGAUCUGCUCAUGGACGGCCUCACCUCGAUGGGCAUGGAGGACGACAACGAAGAAGACCCGCUGGACGCCUACAUGCGAACGCUGGAGGCCGCUCCAACGAUCCGCGAGCCGGCGACGACCGCGCGCGACUUCCAGCGACGGCUUGCGCCCGGCGGCCUUGACGCUAGGAUAAAGAACCGCCGGUACUGCAAGCUCCAAGAGCUGCUGCGGACGUCCGACUACUUUUCGGACGAGAACAUGGAGCGGCGCAGCCCGAGCUUGUUUCACUUCCACCUCGGUCGGUACAUCCCGCCCAACACUUCGGCGCGGGCCGAGCCAGCGUCGCUCUCGACGUUCUUGAUGGCGUCAAUGGACAAGCAAGCGCUCGAGGCAAGGAAGGAAGAGGAAGAAAGCACGUGGGGGGUCAUGCGGCAGCAUCGCCCGGCGCCCGCCAAAGAGCCGACGAUGGACAAGCAUCCAACUUUUGAAGAAGAGUUUGACUCGGACAGUGACGAUGAAGCGCAAGACGAGUCAAUGGACGGCGCGGAGGCAGAUCCACACGGCGACGACAACGACGAGAUGGACGAGAUGCUCAGUGUUGCGGAUCGCCGGCAGCAGCUGAUCGACGUCAUGUGCCAGCGGUUCCUCCAAGGUCUCGACGUGGGCUUCACCAAGUACGACGAGGUUGAUGGCAGCAUCGCGUACGACGACUUUACGGCGCUGACGCGGGACGCGCAAGAUGCGUACUUUGACGAUGCGUAA